AUGGCUUUCUCCCAAAUGCAAAAAAUUUCAGCAUUUUGUUUCCUCCUAUGCAUAGUGAUCAUUUCACCCCAAGCAGAAGCUGCAAUCUCAUGCAACACAGUGUACUCUAAGUUAAUGCCCUGCCUCAGCUACCUCAUGGGAGGUAGCAACAAGUCAGCGGCCCCAGCUGGCUGCUGCAGCGGGAUUCAGUCCCUCUACACAGCAGCCAGCACCACUACGGACCGACAGGGGGUAUGUUCCUGCCUGAAAUCAGGGGCAGCAAGUCUUGGCAACAGUAUUGAUACUAGCAAGGCUGCUACACUUCUUAGCAAAUGUGGUGUCACUGUUCCUUACAAGAUUAGCCCCGACAUUGACUGUUCUCAAGUCCAGUAA
This is a messenger RNA of Solanum stenotomum, 372 nucleotides long. RefSeq names its product non-specific lipid-transfer protein 4-like. Lineage: Eukaryota; Viridiplantae; Streptophyta; Magnoliopsida; Solanales; Solanaceae. The record is from RefSeq and is a predicted model, not a curated record. The transcript has a single exon. Gene Ontology annotation, biological process: lipid transport. Gene Ontology annotation, molecular function: lipid binding. Bases 1 to 372 code for a protein of 123 amino acids. Gene Ontology annotation, cellular component: membrane.